UUUGGCCAUAUAGUUGAGCUUAUUAAGGACCACCCUUGCUUCCAGCCCACCGGUAAUAAGGGUCAAGCAAGCGUCAAAAUUCAAAUGAUGGUUGCUCUCCAACGACUUAUGCACAAUGGAUCUCUGGCUUCCUACGAGUCGAUUGGCCCUUCUAUGGGUGUAUCUGUUGGUAUCGUACACAAGUAUUACCAGCGGGUUGUUACUGCACUUUGCGCCAAAGCCAACGAUAUCAUCAAAUGGCCCGAUGCCAACAGAAAAGCGGAAAUUAAG
Molecule: messenger RNA, 270 nt
Organism: Lobosporangium transversale
Lineage: Eukaryota; Fungi; Mortierellomycota; Mortierellomycetes; Mortierellales; Mortierellaceae
Exons: 1
Source: RefSeq, a predicted model, not a curated record